Molecule: messenger RNA, 3495 nt
Organism: Exaiptasia diaphana
Lineage: Eukaryota; Metazoa; Cnidaria; Anthozoa; Actiniaria; Aiptasiidae
Product: metabotropic glutamate receptor 3
Exons: 4
Coding region: 507-3128 (873 amino acids)
Biological process (GO): G protein-coupled glutamate receptor signaling pathway; regulation of synaptic transmission, glutamatergic
Cellular component (GO): membrane
Molecular function (GO): adenylate cyclase inhibiting G protein-coupled glutamate receptor activity
Source: RefSeq, a predicted model, not a curated record
UGCCAUCUAACACAUCGUGCGAUUGAUUACACCGGAAAUUUCAAAAACUCUUGAGAGGAAAAAUUAGGAAUGGAAACRAAUAGCGCCCAACUGGAAAUAUGAAAUGGUGACCAGGACAGUAAUUAUUGUGUAGGCAAAGUUUUGACUUUGAACGGAACUUGGACAAGAACAAUGAGGUUGAGAUGAGUCGUUUGGUGAGCUUGAGGGACGACUAACAAAAACCGAAACUUCCCCUUCUUCACGCAGUUUAUACUUCAUAUACCACUGACUAAAAUUAACUUAUACAAGACUACUGUACGAUUUCAUUUGAACUGAAGACAUCGUUCUCAUUCAUAAACAAGUCCGGCGUCUAAUUCUGCUGUUUUGCUGGAACAUUGAAAGGAUAUCCGAUUUGACAUCCAUAUCUCAGCUUCUGCGUCACUGGGUUCAUCACUUGCCAGGGUGACCUGGGUCGAUUGCGGAAGUUAAACUGUUCAAGCUCCCUGGGGGUAUCMKAUCAAGCAAGAAUGAACUUCUCGAUCAUCUUCGCUUUAUUUUCGUGGAUUAUUUGUAAAGUAGGAAGCGGGGAUGCUGCUCAAGAUAAUAGACAUCUAUUUCUCGACGGGGACAUUAUACUGGGAGGGCUUUUCAACGUCCACAAAAGAGGUAACAAAAGCGAAAACAGUUGCGGAGGACUGGACCAAAAUCCUGGUUACCAGUACUUUGCAUCCGCCCUUUUCGCUAUAAAAGAAAUCAACAAAGAYCCAAACAUACUUCCAGGGAUCAAACUGGGCUUGCGGGCGUAUGAUACUUGUCGAAGUCAAACUAUUGGAGCUGACGGCGCCAAGGAAUUGAUCAAAUACACCCUUCAACAAACUCAAGGUACUCCCCCAUUGGCUUGUGUGAUUGGUCCGUUCAGGAGUGACGUAGCAAUAGCUGUUGCCAACUUGCUAAGAGUGUUUGAUAUCCCACAAGUCAGCUUUGGAGCGACUGUUGUAAAACUGAGUGAUAAAGACAUCUAUAGCUAUUUUUUUCGAACGGUUCCCCCKAAUUCGUUUCAAGGUCGGGCACUUGUCGAUGUUGUUCGGUAUUUCGGAUGGAACUACGUCAUGACCGUGUACUCUCCRGGGUUGUAUGGAGAACCAGGYAUGGAUGAAGUGUACAGCGAUGCCAAGAGGAAAGGACUAUGUAUUGCGUCCAGGAAACGACUACCUUCUUUUCCAAGUACCAAGGACUAYGAAGAUACGAUACGUGAAUUGCUGGAAAUAAGUAAAAGGAAUACGAAGUCUGAACUGAAUGUUGUGGUCAUGUUUUGUAUUCAAAGAGAUAACACGGGUCUGGUGGCUGCUGCCAAGAAAAUCUUAAAAGGAAMAARCACUCGGUUUGUUUGGGUGGCUAGCAACUCCUGGGGAGCUAGACAGCCGGUGACUAAUGGUAACGAGGAGGGUGGGGAGGGUGCUCUGACGCUCAACUACAUCGAGGGRAAGGUGGUGAAAUUCAAAGAUUAUUUUCUCGRUCUCAACUAUAAAAGUCUCAAUGAAACAUGGUUCCAUGAGUUCUGGCAAUURACCAAGAAAUGCAAAAUCAAAGGWGCCACAAUUGAGCUUAAUUUUACGAAAAGUUGUAAYGAAAAYGAGAAUCUUUCACCAGAUUUUGGCAUUGCGCCCGUGAGAGUGUCAAUGAACGCCGUUUAUGCAGCGGUCUAYGCUCUAAAUGACAUGCACAAAGCCCUUUGUCRCGGCAAAACAGGAAUGUGUGAUGCAAUGCGCAAUCUAAAGAGAGAAGAGUUCUUGAAAUAUCUACGAAAUGUUAGUUUUCCCGAUUCAACUUCUAAUGAAACCAUCMAAUUCAAUCGCAAUGGCGAAGUAGAUGGCAGGUAUGACGUUCUUAACUUCAGGAAAUUCAAUGGCAAAUACACUUACUUUAAAGUUGGUUCAUGGUCAGGGAAACUGCAGGAUGACAACUCUGUCAAGGGUGGCGUUCAAAUUAAUAAAACCCUCAUAAAAUGGCCACCAACUUGGCAAAGCACUACCCCAAACUCCUACUGCAGCCGACCAUGUACCAUUAAGCAAAUCUACAAACCUGCAGUCACCAACCCAGAAUGUUGCUGGCACUGCGAAAAAUGCGGUACAACGUCUUUUAUUAUGAAUAAUACAUGUCGMAMWUGCUCACCUGGAAGUCGACCGAAUACCAACUUGASUGCAUGUUAYGAUCUGCUAUUGGUUUAUUCAAGGCUAAGUACCGAUGCCCCAGCACARAUUAUCWUGGUAAUAAUAGCUUUGAUAGGGCUAWUAGCAACCWCUGUAACUGCUUGGUAUUUCAUCAAGUAUAGAAACGAUCGCGUCAUUAAGGCCAGUGGAAAGGAACUCUGUGUGUUUUUGUUUUCKGGUGUUUUCUUUUGCUAUUUUUCAGCCUUGAUGUACCUACUCAAACCAACUGACUUYAUCUGCGGUGCGAGGCGCUUCUUGGGAAGCGUUUCCUUGACAGCUAUUUUUGCACCAGUUCUACUACGAACAAACCGGAUUUACCGGAUUUUCAAGUUUGCCCAGAAGUCUGUUUCACGUCCAUCGCUUAUAAGYCCCAUGUCRCAGRUGAUCAUGUGCGGUGGACUGCUUGCUAUUCAAAUUCUAGUGACGUCAUUUUGGUUCUUUACCGAYCCCCCACGGGCUUCCAUGUCAUAUCAAUAUGACGAUAGAAAUAUUCUGGAAUGUUCCAUGAAAAAUGUCAGCGUGGCCAUUAAUUUGUGUUAUAAUAUCCUAUUAAUGCUGAUCGCCACCUGUUACGCGUUCUUAACGAGAAACUUCCCUCGUAACUUUAACGAAGCAAAGUACAUUGGGAUCACUAUGUAUCUAUCUUGCUCUGUAUGGGUGAUUUUCCURCCUUGUUACCUGAAUGCUAAAGAUUCUAUCUGGAAAAGCAUGUUUGCAGCUUACGCGUUGGUUUUYGUUGCUACAUUCACAGUUGGAGGGCUACUGUUUCCUAGAGUUCUUCUUGUWCUCAAAGGAGCUGUUGUUGGACCUGAGACUCUGACUAUGACGGCACAGUCUGCUAACUGUAAACAGGGUGAUACAGUGACAGAAGGGAUUGAUAAUAAGGGAAGAUACGCUGGAAGUUCUGUAGAUCAACCACAGAGCUCUAAUGUUAAAUAAACUAUAAUUGCUCAUUUGUCAUAUGUUCAAUCACAAAUCUUGUUCCUCUCUAAGUAUAAAAUAUAAAAGGACAAAAGGUACGGUUUGAAAAGAACCAACUUAUUUAGCCUUCUUUUCUCCUUCUCGAAAAGAUCAGAACUGUCUCGAUUGAAUACAAACGAAGAGUUGAUACCUAGAAUUAUAAAUCAAUUCAGUGACGAAGCAACACAAUGGCAUUGCUAUUGUUAGGCAGCGCCCAACCAUUUUUGGAAAUACUUGCAACCAACAAUAAAAUGUAUUGUUCACAAAUACGGGAUGCGACAACACCUAUAUUGUAAAAUAGGAUAUUUUUUUUCUUAUUAAUAAAGAAUAUAAUUGUUAUUAUCAA